CCAGCGCACAUCGGAUAUGUUUAUGUUGUCCUCUUUAUUUAUUAUUUUCCCAGCUUCCUAGACAUGUGGGGUCUGGAUCUUCGCUUGUGGUAUCCGCCUUUUUUCGGAUUCCCGUCCUGUUCCGAAAGGGAUCAAGCGAAUCUGAACCUGAAUCUCAAGAAGAAGAAAAUAACUGGAAGCGCUUGAGUGUACUACCAGAACUAUGCGUCGAAUACGAGUGUUGUGUUGUAUUUUAUUUAUUUUACUCUGCACCUACGACUUCGCUUGGCAGUCCGCCCUGCAUGAAAAGGGUUUAUGUGCUCUCUACUCUGCUCUACCAGCUCUACGGCUCAACUCCCAGCGCCCAGCAGCCAUCGCCCUUACAAGAUUGUAGCGUUGCACAUUUGAAUCGAUGUUUCGAAGGGUAAUUGUGUUUCGAAUCACAUUUUGGAACACAUUUGUUGGUCUAAAAUAAGCGAUUAUGUUGUGACGAGCAGUUGUUUGCGAGUUGUCGCUGUCGCCAGUCGAAUGGAUCGAGAACCGGAAGGAUUGCGAGCGACAGAACCUGUAGCGUAUCACUUUUCGCUUGUCAUGGGAUCCGGCCUUUCUGAAAGCCGUGCGGAGGAGCGGCGGCGAAAGAAAGCUGAGGCUGCGAGACGGCGCCGCCAAGCGGAAUCGGAGGAAGCCCGAAAGGCCCGUCUGGCAGCGGAUGCUGCUGCAAAGCGACGAAAGCGAAGUGCAGAGAGUGAUGAAGUGCGUCAGCAGCGGAAAGCCAAGGGGGCAGAGGCCAGGCGUAAGAGAUUCGAAAGGAAUCCCGCCCUACGCGAUGCCGCGGCACGAGCGCAACGGCAGAGACGUGCUGCGAGUGCAAGCUUACGGGAAGCAGAGGCCGAGGCGAAGCGACGCAAGCGGCGACGAGCAGCCGGGCGGCAACGCAUAGGAGCCACCGCUAAUACCGUCAAGGGAGACUUCCGCGACGUCUGCUCUGUGUGCGACAGACUUUGGCACAAGAAGGACCUCGCUCCACUACCAGAGGGUAAACGGAACGUGUUGGAAAGUGCGUUCCCUGACCAAGACCUCUCGAGUUUCAAGGUGUGCCGUACGUGUAUGCAGUCCGUAGAGACUGACAAAGUGCUGAAUCGCUCGACCUCGAACGAAGACACGCACCUGCCUGCCCUUGACACGGUGAGGAACGAGACCGUUGAACCUGUCGCCAAGCCGUGCCCCCGUGGAGAGAAACAGGUGACGGACGAAAUGAGCAUGAGGUGCGAGACCGUUGAACCUGUCGUGAAGUCAUACCCUAGCGGAGAGGAACCGGUGACGAAUGAGAUAGGGAGAGGAGGCGAGACCGUUGAACCUGUCGCCAAGGCAUAUCCCUGUGGAGAGAAACAGGUGACUAACGAGCUGGACAUUAGAGGGGAGACCGUCGAACCUGUUGCCAAGUCAUGCCCCCGUGGAGAGAAACAGGUGAUGGACGAGAUGGAGAGAGGAGGCAAGACCAUUGAACCUGUUGCCAGGUCACACUCCUGUGGAGAGGAACAGGUGGUGGACAAGAUGGUGAAAGCAGGUGAAACCAUUCGAGCUGUAGUCAAGUUGUACCCCUGUGGAUGGAAACUGGGGUACUCCAUUCCCACUCCAUGGAUGAAGUCUUCGAGUCCCAUCUCUGUGGGUCGUUUCAGUUACAUGCGUUCUAUUGGAACGCAGAAAUAUCCGACUACCUCCACCAGGGGCACGCAGACGUUCCAAACGUAUCCAAGCCGGUACGACAGUGAUGACAGAGGCGUGGUCUCCUCAAAGCAUGCCCUGUGUGACACUGCUUUCUCCUGUGAAGAGUCCCUGGAGAAGCACCACAGGGCCAAGCACCUGCACAAAGGAGGCAAGCACCAGUGUCGCUUCUGUGACUACUGCAGCAAUCAUCUGUCCCACGUUAAGGAACAUGAAAGGAGACACACGGGAGAGAAACCAUACGUGUGUCGGGUGUGUGCCAAGAGUUACCGGAGGAACGACAACUUGAAGAAGCAUUUAAGGACAGUACACGAGGAACCGUGAGCGCAAGGACAACCCUGCCAGUGCCACCUGGUUGUAGAAAAGCUGCAUGGUGCCCGUUUCACUAUUUCACCGCGCAGACAUGUAAUGUGGGGUUGUCGUCUGCUUCAGCCGAUGAUGAUUUCAAACAACGACCUACUGGAUUAUAGAGGCCACGUCAUGAUUGGCAGCUCCCAUGCGAGAGACCGCCUGCGUUAUCCGCCAGGGGUGCUAUGCGUCGGCCCGCGAGAUCUCCAUCGUGAUUGGGUAAUGCAAAUUUGAAUUUUGAAAGUGUAGAAGUGGACGUCCGUAGCAGACGACAGCAACAGCUGGCAUGAAAACUCUUGAUGAUGAUAAUGAGUUUACAACUUCAGCAAGAAUGCAUCUCCCGUUGGACGAAGUUAUUGAGGAACUGAGGAAGCAAUAAACAGGCUGGUGAGCAGCGCCACUGCUAGCCUCCAAAUGCAGGUAUGUUUCAAAUGCGAACGUCCAGUGGCUACCAGUGUCUGAUGGUGGCUCAUCUACAUAGCUUUUUUGCGAUGGGUGAACUCUUAAUGACUAAGUCACACUGUUUAAGGAAUUAGGGACUUUGGGGAACAUAGGGAGAGUGAGCCCCUAAGAUUCGUUUGAAGGGAGGAUUACGUGACCCUUUUCGUUUGGGUGAAUAGGUGAAACAGGUCCCAAAGCAUUUGGCCAUUACCCUAUUGAAGGGAGCAUUGCACAUUCACUUAGCAUGCUUGUCCUUCCUCCUUUUCAGCUCACCAAUCCCUUUCCUUCGCAUACCCUCUCCUCAAUUUUACCCUCAUUCAUCAGGUUUCCAUUAUCCUUCCUCUUUAUGCUGCCUCUCUGCAUGCAUUUAUCAAGUUAUCUGCUUCGACACCAGACUUCAGACUUAUUGUGCACCAUGUCAAUAUUUCCCAUUAAAGUGCCUGAGUGUAACCCAGGAGAAACAUCCAAAGAGCACAAUCAGUGCCAGGGUUAGCCCCCUGGUCUUGGGUCAGUAAGCGGUAGGCAGUGGUGUAGCCAGAAAAAUAUUUUGGGAGGGUUUUCAUGGGGACUUUCUAUGGGGUAGGAGGGCUUCCCAUUGUUUCGCUCUCUCAGUUGCACUGCCAAAGGUUCCAUUUCGAGGGAUUCGGGCCCCCAAACACCCCUGGCUGCACAGGUGCUUCUACUCCCUCUCUCAUCAGCUUGCUAUUUCUCUCCCUCCUCUAUUUUCCUAUUCCCUUUAUUCCUUGUACCCUUCCAUCAAGUAUCUGUGUACUUUCCCCUUGCACUUCUCUCCUCUUUGCUACCUCUACCACCUACACCUUCUCUUUCAUCAACAAAUAUGACCAUUGCUGAGUUGAAUGAAGGAUUGGACAGCCACUUAAUUCCCAUUUCCUUCCCUAUUGUCCCUAUUAGUUCAUCUCUUGACUAUUUAUUUUUUAUUUUAAUACUACAUUUUUUGCCUCCACAAGAUUGGAAUCAGCAACAGAAACCCACUGCAUGUGGCUUUUGUUUAAUUUAAAUUUAGUUUCUGUUCCCCUUUUUUCCCUAUUCCAUGAAGCGCAUAUUUUCCGUCUCUCCCCCGUUGCCCUACUUCAUCGAUGAAUACAAUCUAUAUUAAAUUUAAUGGAGAACAAGGUGGCCGUUCGGCAUGCUUGUGGCAAGAGUGAAAUGAUCAGAAGAUAAAGGACUAUGGGAAGGGGGGUUCCCCUGGACACAUACCAUUCUACGGCAAUGCAGCUGCAGUGCUGGAAGUGCAGUGAGGGUGUGGCAGGCCUUCAGGACGCUGCAGCAUGUUGCAAACAUGGAGACAAACACAUUGGGACAGUUAAACAAGCAUUUUGUUCGGUCGCAAGCGCACGCAGAUAAACUGUUCUGCCUGCACCGUUCUUUAAAUGUAACAUGUUUCACUGAUGGACGAGCAUUCAUGCAGUGGCACGUAGUUUGACCAUAAAGACACGCCUCAGUACUACCGGUAUCAUCCUUGAGAGAGACUGCAGUUUGAGGAGGAGUGAUUUAUCCAGAACUGCGGGCAGUGGUGUAGAUAUUUGUAUCACCCGAACGACGAAACACCAUAACAAAGCACCCCCCCCCCUCCCCCAACAAACACACUUUCCAGAAAGGAAAAGUCAUGCAUCCCGAAGCAUCCUGCUUAAUCUAGUCUUUUGUAAAGCGACCACCUCUAGUGUGCCUGUGCCUUUUUGAGAUGUGAAAAGCAGGUUACCUUGGGGUUUGAAGUAUGUCAGCUGAUUUUUUGCACCACCAUAUGGGUGUUUCGAGCUGAAGUUUCUUAAGUUCCGGCGUCUGGGAAUUGUUUGUCUGUUGCAUAAAUCUUAGGCAUUACUGUGCGGUGGGGCAUGAGUCUUGUUCCUAUCAGUGAAAGCGUUGCAGUUUUAUGUGUGUGGAUAGACUUUCUCUAUGCUGGCUUUUCGUGUUUUUUUUUUGGCAGGGGUAGUAAAAUAAAAUCCCUGUUAGGAAACCUCUGCCAGGUGGGAUGGAGAAGACUUUGUAAGCUGCUAAGUAACAUCACCUCCACCCAAGCGUGUCCUUCACAGAACUGUUUGCGACCUCGUUAAGCACAUCGACAUCAUCGAGCCUUCAUAACGUCACAGUCUAUCACUUUUGUUGCUCGCUCGAACCAGUGUUUUUUUUUUCGUUUUCUUUCCAAUUGUACACUGUUGUUUCGUGUGUUUCUGCGAUUGCUGCCUCGAGAUCAUGUGUAUAUAAUAAAUUGUUAUAUAGUUAA
Ornithodoros turicata is the source of this 4735-nucleotide messenger RNA. RefSeq names its product zinc finger protein 709-like. The record is from RefSeq and is a predicted model, not a curated record. Bases 508 to 2028 code for a protein of 506 amino acids. The transcript is spliced from 9 exons. Lineage: Eukaryota; Metazoa; Arthropoda; Arachnida; Ixodida; Argasidae.